Molecule: messenger RNA, 1470 nt
Organism: Cetraspora pellucida
Lineage: Eukaryota; Fungi; Glomeromycota; Glomeromycetes; Diversisporales; Gigasporaceae
Source: the annotation of a GenBank genome assembly
AUGUCAAUACCAAUAUUAUUCAAUCUAACUGAUUCAUUAUCGCAAGAUUUUUCAAAUCUAUUGAAACAAGAUAUCGCAGAAGGCUUUGAUGUUUCAAUAUCGGUCGGGGAGUUUCCAAAUAAAAUUUUCUUUGCACACUCUCUGAUAUUGAGAGCUAGAUCACCAUACUUUCGUAAAAUUUUAUCUCAAAAAAAAUGUGGACCAAACGAAGACGUGAUAACGUAUACUUUAACCGAACCGCAUAUUUCUCCAACCGUAUUUGAAUUUAUACUUGGCGGCUGCUUAACAUUUAAAGAUACACAAGACAACGAGCUAAUUCUUAACACAGCAAUAGCAGCAGCAGAAUUUUGCCUUACCGAAUUAUGCGAUCUACUACAAUGUCACUUACUAUAUCUAAAAUUUGAAUGGGUUCACAGAAACUUUGUAUUAAUCCAGAAUUCGAUAUUACGACGUGAAGGACUGGAAAAAUUACAGCAAAUUUGUACAGAUAGACUUAAGAAAGAGCCGGAAUCGAUCCUCAGGUCACCUGAUUUUGUACAUUUGAAUGAAGAUGUCGUUGUAGAACUUCUCAAACAAAUUAAUAUUCAAAUGUCAGAAAUUGAAAUUUGGGAUUACGUACUAAAAUGGGGAGUAACGCAAACCCGAAUGCUCAAUGAUAAUUUUGGCCGAUGGUCAUCAAAAGAUUUCCUCAUAUUGGAAUUGUCACUGCAUAAUUGCCUUCCUUGGAUCAGGUUUUUCCAUAUGCCAUAUCGUGAAUUUUCCAUUAAAGUAAUGCCAUUUGAAAAGAUCUUACCAAAGAAACUGGUUCACGAUGUACAGCGUUAUCAUUUCGUCCAAAAUAGUCAACCACUUUGCAAUACCAUUUUGCCCCCAAGACUCGGUGUGUGUAACUCGUCAAUCAUUAAGUGGUGUCACAUGGGAUUGGUUGCGAGUUGGAUUGAUCGCAAAGAUUGUGAGAGUGUUUUGUGGGACCCUUACGAUCCUAUUGAAAUUCCAUAUAGAUUUGAUUUGAUUUAUCGGGGAAGUCGAGAUGGAUUUACGCCAAAAAUAUUUCAUAAAACAUGCGACAAUCAGGGACCGACAAUCACUGUGAUAAAGAUCAAAGGGUUGGAUCAAGUUAUUGGCGGGUAUAAUCCGGUAUCUUGGCAAUCAUUUAAGCCAAAUGCUGGUUGGUCAAGAACUACAGAGAGCUUUAUAUUUUCGAUAGGCAUUGGGAAAUCGGAUUCACUGACAACCAAGAGGACAACCACUAUAAGCCGAGUCGCGGACGCGAGUAAAGCAAUUUAUAGUUUUGUAGCGUUGGGUCCCUACUUUGGUGAUGGAGAUUUGAAAGUCUGCAUUCGGUACGAUAGCCCAUGUUGUAGUUGCACUCAUAAAUCUUAUUCUUUAAAGAUUCUUGAAAAGUCAGAUUGGAUGGUUGUUGAGGAAUACGAGGUCUUUAAAGUUGAAACAAAGAAUGAAAAUAAAUAA